AUGGAAACAAUUUCCAGGAUAUCCUCGAUGCUGGAAACAGCUCGAGAGCUCACAUUAGAAGCUGCCCAGUCCGCUGCUAUCAAUCGGACCUCAGGAACGGACUAUUCUUCGCGAACUUACAGCCCCGCGCACAUCAAGAAGCUCCUUGACAGUCGCCAUGAGCGGGAGGUCCUGGAUGGAAUGCGGAGGGUGAUCUCGUUGAUGUACCGGUCCGAACCCUCUCUUACUUUCUUUUCAGCAGUUGUCAAGAAUGUAGCCAGCGCCAACCUUGAAGUCAAGAAAUUGGUUUACAUCUACUUGGUCCAUCAUGCGGAGGCGGAGCCGGAUCUGGCACUACUGUCCAUCAACGCGAUCCAGAAAUCGCUGACCGAUUCAAGCCCACAGGUUCGAACAAUGGCGCUUCGGACUAUGUCAGGAAUCCGGGUUCCGGUGAUCAGCCAGAUUGUGUCGCUGGCCAUCAAGAGAGGAUGUGGGGAUAUGAGUCCACACGUGCGCAAAGCUGCCGCUUUGGCUAUUCCAAAGUGUUAUCGUCUGGACCCGAACACGCUGCCACAGCUGAUGGGGUAUCUUGAGACCCUUUUGGGUGAUUCUCAAUACUUCGUCGUCGGCCCCGCAGUCGCGGCAUUCUUGGAUCUGUGCCCGGAUGAGAUUGAUCUAGUCCACAAGCACUAUCGCAGCUUAGUCAAGAAGCUGGUUGACAUGGAUGAAUGGGGCCAGCUAGCAACGUUGCGCCUGUUGACGUUUUAUGCGCGAAAAUGUUUCCCUCAACGAACUCAGAAGGUCAAGCGCACAGCCCCGGAGGCAUUCUACGACGAUGAAAAGCAGCAACAGGAGGCCCAGGAUGAUGCUGAAGAGUAUGAAGUACCGGUAAUGGAUCCUGAUCUUGAGCUUCUACUCCGAGCCUGCAAGGUUCUACUGCAGAGCCGAAACUCCGCUGUCAUUGUCAGCGUUGUCCGUUGCUUCCUUUACCUUGCUCCAUCAGAAUAUAUCGCGUCAGCAGUUGGCCCCCUUGUGGCUCUUUUACGAACCCCGCAGGACAUGCAACUCAUCGCUCUGUACAACAUUGUUGCCGUUGCUCUAAGGGUUCCCAAGCCUUUUGCGAAAUACACGGCCCAUUUCCUUGUCCACGCCAACGACCCGCCGCAUAUCUGGCGCCUCAAACUGGAGGUGCUAACCAUCUUGUUCCCGCAUUGCGGAAAACAUUGGAAGGGGGUCAUCAUCAGCGAGCUAGAGCACUUCUCUAAAGGCACAGACCCCGAGUUGGUAAGAGAGAGUGUACGGGCCAUUGGUCGUUGCGCGCAAGGGGAUACAAGUACCGCAGGCAUGUGCCUAAGGAUCCUUCUCGGCCAGAUAUCUAGUCCAGACGGCAACCUCGUAUCAGAGUCACUGACUGUCAUUCGUCACUUGAUCCAACAAGACCCAUCCUCACAUAAAAAGACUGUUCUCCAGCUCGUCAAGCACCUGGGUUCAACAACCCAUCCAGACGCUAGAGCUACCAUUAUCUGGCUCGUUGGCGAGUUCGCUGGAAUUGACCCAGAGAACAAUAUCGCGCCUGAUGUCCUCCGCAUAUUGAUCAAAGGAUUUGCCGAUGAAAAUGAGAUUGUCAAACAGCAGGUUGUUCUUCUCGUCAGAACAACUUGCAUCGUUAUCAUUCCCGAAGCCCCUGCCAAACCCCAACAAGAGUUUCAGAACGAAUGGUCUGACAAUGGGAAUGAGGAAUCGCAAGAUACCAAGCGAACUGAAGAGGGAGAGGAAACAGAAGAAGCGACAGAAGACCGUAUUACGUUAUUAUGGAGGUAUAUCCUCCUUCUUGCACGUUAUGACACCUCCUAUGACCUACGUGAUCGUGCACGUCUCUACAAGAGCCUCUUGGAAACACCUUCUUCCACUCAACUUGCCAACCUCCUUCUCCUGGCACCAAAGCCGGUACCUCACGCCCCCAGCCCAUCCGAGACACGCAAAGACCUGCUCAUCGGCUCCGCCACUCUCGUCGUCGGCUCCGACGCUGGCUACCACGGUCUUCGAGGCUACACGAAUCUCCCAGACUGGGUUGAGCUAGGCCAAGAACCCGACCCCAGUCUCCGCACCGAAGAUGUGAAACCAGACACAUCCAGCAACACCACCUCCAUGACUGCAGCUGGGAAGAAGACUCUUGACCAAUGGCUAGAAGAGGAAGAGGAAGAAACUGAGACAGAGUCUGAAACGGAUUCCGAGGAAGAGGAAACUGAUUCGGAGGAAGAGGAGACGGACUCGGAAGAAGAGUCAGGCUCGGAGGAGGAAGAUGAUGAGUCUGAAGAAGAGACUGAUUCUGAAACUGAAGCUGUCCAUAAAGAGGCACAGCAGUUGCUUGAAGGCAAGAUAAUUCAAAUCGUCACAGACGGCUCACCUACCGCCACAGAUGACCUCCCUGAAGAAAAUGUGAUCGACCUGAGCGGUAAAUACCUGUGCCCGGGCCUGAUCGAUUGCCAUGUCCACGUCGCAGUAGUCCCCGGCGAAGCCGAUCUACGAGCCUACAAAGAGAUGAGCGAGCGAGUCAGUCUCCUGCGGCAGCCAUACGUGCUGAAGUCCAUGCUAGACCGCGGUUUCACUUCAAUCCGGGAUUGUGGCGGCGCAUGCCUCGCAAUCAAGGAAGCCGUCGAGGACGGUGUGAUUCCAGGCCCUCGUCUCUUCAUCGCUGGACACGCACUCUCCCAAACCGGUGGACACGGCGACUUGCGCGUGUCCCACGACACCCAGUUCUGUUGCGCCGGCUCCAUCUCUGGAAUCAGCAGGAUUGUCGACGGCCCUGCGGAGUGUUACAGAUAUGCGCGCGAGGAGCUGCGCCAGGGAGCGGACUUUAUCAAGAUCAUGGGCGGUGGUGGUGUUGCCAGCCCCACGGACCGUAUUGAACAUGUGCAGUUCUCAGAUGAGAUUAGGGCCAUUGUCACUGUUGCACGAAAUGCAGGUACAUAUGUUACGAGCCAUAGCUACACGCCGUCGGCGAUUCAGCAGGCUAUCAAGCUCGGAGUGCGCGGUAUCGAGCACGGGAAUCUUAUUGACCUCAAGACGGCGAAGAUGAUGGCUGAGAUGGAUGUCUUCUUGACCCCAACGCUCAUUACGCAUGUCAUGUCCAAGGAAAUGAACUUCCUAUCUGCUGAUGGCGCUGCUAAGAAUGAGGAGGUUCUUGAGAAGGGAUUGGAGGCAAUGAAGAUGGCUGUCGAUGCGGGCGUGACCGUCUGCUUUGGGACUGAUCUUCUUGGUCCGAUGCAUUUUGCUCAGAGCAAGGAGUUCUCGGUGCGCAGUUCGGUUUUGACUCCAGUGCAGAUUCUGCGCAGUGCUACUGUCAAUGCUGCUCGUCUUGUUAUGCAGGAACAUAGGUUGGGUCAGAUUCAUGAGGGAUUUGUGGCGGAUCUUUUGAUCUUGAAGGAAAAUCCGUUGGAGGAUAUCACUAUCCUGGAUCGAGUGGAGGAGCACAUUCUGACUGUGAUUAAGGAUGGGAGGGUUGCCACUUCUCGGUGGGACAAAGUCAACGUAGAUCUUUGA
Messenger RNA from Penicillium mononematosum, 3522 nucleotides. RefSeq names its product AP-3 complex subunit beta. The transcript is spliced from 6 exons. Bases 1 to 3522 code for a protein of 1173 amino acids. The record is from RefSeq and is a predicted model, not a curated record. Gene Ontology annotation, molecular function: hydrolase activity, acting on carbon-nitrogen (but not peptide) bonds. Gene Ontology annotation, cellular component: membrane coat. Lineage: Eukaryota; Fungi; Ascomycota; Eurotiomycetes; Eurotiales; Aspergillaceae. Gene Ontology annotation, biological process: vesicle-mediated transport; intracellular protein transport.